Solenopsis invicta (red fire ant) is the source of this 1008-nucleotide messenger RNA. RefSeq lists its product as uncharacterized. NCBI's taxonomy places the organism in Eukaryota, Metazoa, Arthropoda, Insecta, Hymenoptera, Formicidae. The transcript is spliced from 2 exons. The coding region runs from base 249 to 998 and encodes 249 amino acids. The record is from RefSeq and is a predicted model, not a curated record.
UCAAUUAUGCUCUGUGGUUUUGUCCGUAUGGACAAUUAUACUGUAGUAGUGUUCCUGCUACACUUUGUCACCAACAGUUUAGAAUAGGCGCCGAAAAACGAAAGGUGGCGCCCUUGAUCGGAUACUCGCGCCUUCAGUCUCCUACGGUUCUAUUCCGUUCCGCCAUAUCAUUGUUUUUCUGUUGCACGCAACCAACAGUUAGUUCGUUUCUCUAUUGGAUUAUUUUGCAGUGAAUUAUUGUUCUCAAUAUGCCUAAACAUAAGCAUAGGCAUCGUUAUUGUUCUGUGAGACGAUCAGGGAAACGAGAUUCAAGAAAUUCAUCGAGAGAUCCCGUCUAUCUGACAGAUCUCGACGCAUCCUUAAUAGAGGUUAACUCACGUGCCUCAUGCGGGGACUCCCCUGCCCCCUCAUCUCAACGUGAUGAGUUGACUUCGGCACUCAGGGAGAUCCUCGUUUUUAUGAAAGAGUACACCACUCCGAGGAUUCCUGAAAUAGACGCUUUGGGUCAUAUCCAGGGCGUCGUACCAGAGGACAUCGUACCGGGAAACAUUGUUGCGAAGGACAUGGUAACAGGACACGUCAUGGCCGAGGACACUGAUCCUUCCCUGUUGGGAGAGCUACAAAUCUCUAAUACAGAGGUUAACGGGCAGGCAGAUAGGCAGACGGUUCUUCAGAACCGGGGCGGCGAACCAGUUUGCUUCGACCCAGAGGUAAUUAUUGCGAGCUCGCUAGAUAUAGAUAAAGAAAAUGACGCUUCUCUGAUAAACGAAUUGUUCGGAGAGCAUCCAGUUUCAAAUGAGUCUCCCUGGGACUCUACGGUUUUCAAAUUUACUAAAGGUGAAGUUCGCUCAGGUCUGAAAGAAGAGCUGCGUACAAAUCUGCUCUCAAAAUUCGAAAUUAAAGGAAGUUUAGCAGAUAUCGCACCUCCUAAGUUAAACAACGAAAUAAGGUCGGCGUUGUCAAAACAUCAUAGCGUCUUAAAGCGGGACGAAUACUAAUGUAAAACUC